This is a messenger RNA of Symbiodinium sp. CCMP2456, 687 nucleotides long. NCBI's taxonomy places the organism in Eukaryota, Dinophyceae, Suessiales, Symbiodiniaceae. The record is from the annotation of a GenBank genome assembly.
AUGGUGAACUCAAAGCGGCGGCUGCCGUUGUUGGCGUUCUUAUCUGCCUUUGUUUGGCUGGGAAGCCUACCUGCAUCCAGCUUUGUGCCCCAACUACCAGGAGCACCGGCGACCAGAGCGCAAACAUCGACCUCCAAGGUUUCUCGCCAGUUUUUCGGUGAGUCCCAGAGUUCGCAGCCUGCUGUCGUCAUCAAAGAGGACUACACCCUGGCGGCCGUCUUUUCUGCUGUGGGCAUCGCGCUUUGCACACUACCAUACCUGGGGUUUGGGCUCGGCGCCCUCAUUACUGUGUUGGGCAUCCUCUUUUUCGUCCAGGCAGGCAGAGUCCGAUUUGUCUUUGACAAUGAGGCAUUCGAGUUGCGCACCCUCGGUAAUGCAGAAGAGCUAGAGAAGCCAGGAGAAAACAUCGUCGUGGGUGGCCAGAAUCGCUGGAAAUAUUCAAGUUUCGUCAACUGGGAGUUCUUUCCAAAGGGAUUGGUGGAGAAGGGCUUGCCGCCGAUCUUGGUCUACUUCAAGGAGACGCAGACGCCAGAUACGGAAUGGAGCGUAGGACCUGGAGCAGCCGCGAACUCACCAGAGGCUCUCGAGAAGGGGGCUGUGCCGGGUAUGGUGCACUUCUUUCCUUGCAUCUGUGAUGCUCAGCAAAUCAAAGCCGAGUUCGAGCGCAGAGGUUGCAAGAAGCUGUAG